CCAUAUCAAUCGUCAUCUUGAAGGUAUGUGGUUGAAAAAGAAGUUGUUCUGUGGUGAGAUGGAGAGGCCGAAGAAUGUUUGUUCUCGACGGCGGAUGGGCAGCGUUCUUAAAGAGUUUUCGAAGCCAGGUGCAAUCUGUUGUCGUACCGGAUUCGGUGAGGUAAAGUAUCGGUGACUCAAAGAGUGGAGCCUUGGAGAGAAAGUGCAAGAAUAAAAUGUGAGGGUUGAAGCUUUGUGCAAGUUAGGCGGCUAUGGCGACACCAGCAAUGGCAAAUGUGUGAUUGUGCAAGACAAUGAUGUGACAGUGAAGAUGGUGACAGAGAAGGAGAGAAUGGUGAAAUUCCCUUCUUGCAAUGUUGACGAAGCCGGUGUUGAAGAAGAGAGGUGGACGAUCAGUGUACUGUACUGUACUCUAUGUUGGUCUGGUGGGAAAAACGAGGGAGGAGGUUGCCCAUAUACAAAAACGACGGUUUGGGUUUGCCUGUCUUGGUCCUGCAGCAUGCUGGAUAGUGCAGAUGAGCACUCACCAGGACCGUUUUGGAACAAGCGUGAAAAGAUGCUUGCCUGCCUUUCUCUUCUCUCUGUCUGCCAACCCCAGCCCAGCCCAGCCCAGCACGCUUCAGUCAGUUGCAGUCAGUCAGUCAGCAUGCCCACACAGACAACAUCCACACACACAACACAUCCAUCCAUCCACCCACCGACCCUGGUCCACCAACCCAUGUUGCUCCAUGCCAUGCCCCAUGCUCACGCUGCCCUGGGCCUGACCUGAUGGAGGGUGCCAGGGUCCGAGAGAGAGGUGUGGGUGUGGUGGGUGUGGUGUGGAUUGU
Molecule: messenger RNA, 827 nt
Organism: Mollisia scopiformis
Lineage: Eukaryota; Fungi; Ascomycota; Leotiomycetes; Helotiales; Mollisiaceae
Exons: 1
Coding region: 311-769 (152 amino acids)
Source: RefSeq, a predicted model, not a curated record